[Torrubiella] hemipterigena is the source of this 1008-nucleotide messenger RNA. The record is from the annotation of a GenBank genome assembly. NCBI's taxonomy places the organism in Eukaryota, Fungi, Ascomycota, Sordariomycetes, Hypocreales, Clavicipitaceae.
AUGGGCGACCCCAACAGGCCCAUUGCCAUUAAAUUCGGCUCCUCGGCGCCCUCUUCAAAAUCAGCCAAAUCAAACCAGCCGUCUACGGCGCUGGGCAAGCGUCCGCGCGCUGGCGCAUUCGGUCACGACUCGGACUCGGACGACGAUCAGGUCGGCAAGAAGGAGGAAAUCACAGGCUUCCGUGCCGAUGGCGCCGAGAUUAACGAAACGAGAAGAAGAGAAGAAGAAAAACAAGUCAAGAAACAAUACGUCAUCGAGAGAAUCGCCAACAAAGACUGGCGCGGCGAGGCUCGAGCCAAGCAGAAUCAGAAUGCCGCCGCCGCAAUCGUCGACGACGAGCAGCCCAAAGAAAUCAAAUGGGGUCUAACAGUCAAAGACAAGAGCACAAAAGCAGACACCCCCGAGUCAAAUCAAGCCAAGCCCUCAACAUCAGAUGCCCGCGACGAUGCUCCGCCAAAGUCUGUCGAUGACCGCGCGAUGGACGCCCUCCUCGGCAAGACGGAGGAGAAGAAGCUCGUGAUCCCCGCGCUGACCGAAGAUGAAGCAUACCAACGAGAUGCCAACGCAGCAGGCGCCGACUCUACACUUGAGGACUAUGAAGCAAUGCCCGUGGAAGAGUUUGGUGCAGCACUGCUUCGCGGCAUGGGCUGGGACGGUAAGAGCGGUACCAAGAAUGAAGUUAAAAAGCGCAAGCUAUUCCCUGGCUCUAGCGAUGUAGACGCCGAGCUGGGCAUCGAUAUGGGCAAGAAAAAGGGUAAAGUCCGCGUUGGCGACUACCGACGCGAGGAGGAGAAGCGGAGGGCGGAAAAGGAGAGCCGAAAGGAGGGGAGCUACAAGAGCGAGCGAGACCGCGAGAGGAGAGAGGAGCGCUACGAAGAUCGACAUCGAAGCGAUAGACAACGGGACGACUACCGAGACCGCGAUAGGAAUAGAGACUACGGCAGAGAUCGGGACAGGGACAGGGAUAGAGAUCGUGAUAGACGGAGACACGACGACCGAAGGCGGUAA